This is a messenger RNA of Cuscuta campestris, 691 nucleotides long. NCBI's taxonomy places the organism in Eukaryota, Viridiplantae, Streptophyta, Magnoliopsida, Solanales, Convolvulaceae. The record is from the annotation of a GenBank genome assembly.
CUUCUCCCCAUCAAUUCCCAAACAAACCCCUUCAACUUCAUAUUCCCAAGAUUCCCACGCAAAACAUCCGUUUCCGCUAGUAGAAUUUGAAAACCCUGAAUCCGAAAUGGCCGAAGAUGGAGAAGAGAAAGAGGAGGAUGUUCAGCAAGAAGAACAGGAAGAUGAAGACAUCGAAGAGGCUUCGUCAGAAACCGAUGAUUCCUUCAUCGAAGACGAUAAUGAAUUAGCCGCAGAAGAAGCAGAAUUGCUUCCCGAGGAGCCUUUGACAGAAGAAGAAAUUGAAGAGCUCAUUGCUGAACUUCUUGAAGUUGAAAGUAAGGCUGCAGAGGCACAAGAGGCUCUAGAACAAGAGUCACUGGCAAAAGUGGAGGCCGAUGUUAGGGCAGAGCUGGCUCAAGAACUCACUGUUGAUGAUUUGGAAGUUGCGGUUGCUGAAGAGAUGAAGAUAUAUAAGCUGGAGUGGGAAAAUGCGCUCGAUGAACUUGAGACAGAAAGUGCUCAACUUUUGGAGCAACUGGAUGGUGCUGGAAUUGAACUUCCAAGUCUAUAUAAGUGGAUUGAAAGUCAAGCUCCCAAUAGUUGCUGCACUGAAGCAUGGAGAAGGAGAACUCAGUGGGUUGGAUCUCACGCAACAAGCGAUUCUAGUGAAGCUGUCACCGAUGCUGAGAAAUAUCUUGAUAUUCAUAGACCU